CUCCCUUCUCCCCCCCUUCUCUCUCUCCCUUCUCCCCCCCCACUCCUCUCCACUCCUCUCCCCACUCCGCCUUUUGUUUUCGCAGAUAGUCGGCACACAAAGCUAGUCCCAGAUUUGAGCGACGGCGAGGCACCCUGAUGAGUGAGCCUCGGGAGCGCAAUGGAUUUGACUAAGAUGGGCAUGAUCCAGCUGCAGAACCCCUGCCACCCCACCGGGCUGCUGCACAAAGCCAACCAGAUGCGCCUGGCGGGGACACUGUGCGACGUGGUCAUCAUGGUGGACAGCCAGGAGUUCCAUGCUCACCGGACAGUGCUGGCCUGCACCAGCAAGAUGUUUGAGAUCCUCUUCCACCGCAACAGCCAGCAUUAUACCCUGGACUUCCUCUCGCCAAAGACUUUCCAGCAGAUCCUGGAGUACGCAUACACCGCCACACUGCAGGCCAAGGUCGAAGACUUGGACGACCUGCUCUACGCCGCCGAGAUCUUGGAAAUUGAGUACCUGGAGGAGCAGUGCCUGAAGAUCCUGGAGACCAUCCAGGCCUCUGAGGACAACGAUGCCGAGGUCACCAUGGCCGAUGGAGGCACUGCUGCUGCCACCGAGGAAGAGGAGGAGAGGAAGUCAAAGUACAUCAAGGGCCUCUUCGUCUCCAAGCCUGCUGGCGAGGAGAGCAGCUACACUGGUACAGCUGGCCAGAGCCUGCCAGCGGCCACGGCGGAACAGAGCGCCUCCGCUUCCUUUGGCCCCCUCUCCGCCAUGAGCCCCACCAAGGCAGCAGUGGACAGCUUGAUGACCAUUGGGCAGUCGCUGCUGCAGGGCACCCUGCCGCCCACCGCCUCUGAGGACUCACGCCCUGCUGCUGCCACCCGCCGCCCCCCCAGCCUCACGGAGGUCAAAACUGAAGUGAUGCAGGUGGACGAGGCUUCCAGCCAUGACAGCCCUCGGAUGGCCGAGCCCGGUGCCUCCGGCGGGGAGAAGCCUGAUGAGAAGGGCAAGGAAGGGCCCGGCACCCCAACCCGCGGUAGUGUCAUCACCAGCGCCCGUGAACUGCACUACGCCCGCGAGGAGGGUGCCGAUCUGCCCGCCGAGCCCAGCCAGGGGCUGCCACUGGGGCCGGAGCCAUCCGCCGCCACCCAGGGCGAGAAGCCCCUGGGCAUCUACUCCCUGCUGCCCAACCACAAGACUGAGCCGGUGCUCGGCGUGCCGCCCUCCGUGGCGUCUGCCCUGCACGUGCAGCCGGCCUUGGCUGUCUCGAUGGACUUCAGUGCCUACGGGGGGCUGCUGCCCCAGGGCUUCAUUCAGCGGGAGCUGUUCAGCAAGCUGGGGGAGCUGGCGGCCGGCAUGAAGACGGAGAGCAGGGCCCUGGGUGAGCAGUGCAGCGUGUGCGGGGCAGAGCUGCCGGACAACGAGACCCUCGAGCAGCACAGGAAGCUGCACAGCGGGAUGAAGACUUACGGAUGCGAACUGUGCGGGAAGCGGUUCCUGGACAGCUUGCGGCUGCGAAUGCACUUACUGGCUCACUCAGCGGGCGCCAAAGCCCUGGUCUGCGAUCAGUGUGGCGCUCAGUUCUCGAAGGAAGAUGCCCUGGAGACACACAGGCAGACGCACACGGGUACAGACAUGGCCGUUUUCUGCCUGCUGUGUGGCAAGCGGUUCCAGACGCAGAGCGCCCUGCAGCAGCAUAUGGAGGUGCACGCCGGGGUGCGCAGCUACAUCUGCAGCGAGUGCAACCGCACCUUCCCCAGCCACACCGCACUCAAGAGGCACCUCCGCUCCCACACAGGUGACCACCCCUAUGAGUGUGAGUUCUGUGGCAGCUGCUUCCGGGACGAGAGCACGCUGAAGGGCCACAAGCGCAUCCACACCGGUGAGAAGCCCUACGAGUGCAAUGGCUGUGGCAAGAAGUUCAGCCUCAAACACCAGCUGGAAACCCACUACCGGGUCCACACAGGUGAAAAGCCCUUUGAAUGCAAGCUGUGCCACCAGCGCUCCCGGGACUACUCGGCCAUGAUCAAACACCUUCGGACCCACAACGGCGCUUCCCCCUACCAGUGCACCAUUUGCCUGGAGUACUGCCCCAGCCUCUCCGCCAUGCAGAAGCACAUGAAGGGCCACAAGCCGGAAGAGAUCCCCACCGACUGGCGGAUAGAGAAGACCUAUCUCUACCUCUGCUACGUCUGAGGGAGGAGGCACAGGGGCGGCGGGGCCAAGUGGCAAAGGACUGGGCAAAAAAAACCACCAAACCCGCAGCGUCCACAGCCUUGUUUGUUUUCAGUUCUCGUUCAUUGCUUCUCGCCGGAAGGAUCCUGCAGCUCGCGCCGGGGCGGAGGGAUGCACUCGCCCCUUUGCCAGCCCCAUCUGCGCCCCCUCCCCGGCUGCUCAGGCUGCUUGCACCUUGCCACGGGGCAGCUUUCACCCCUUGCAGCCCCCAGGUAUUUGGUUCCCAGUCAGCCCCUCUGUCACCACCGGCGCUGCCAGGAAGAUCGGGUAGAAACGACAUGCUUCCCCGAAAGCACACACAUGGCCGGUGCUUUGGGCAGGCUUUAAUUUCUGGUGUGCUCUGUCACCGCAUAGACCUCACCAUGGAUGCCCUGCUGAGGAGACCUGAGCCUCACACGUGGGACACAGCUCCAUGUGGGGCUCAGCCCCUGUUUCGGGAGGGUUCCCACACUCCUGGGCUGCAGCAUUGCAGGUGGGAGAGCACCGGCGUCCAGCAAGCCAUAAGUGCUUUGGCAAGAGCAUCCCCCGGGGGGGUCCCAGCUGGAGGAGGGUGUUUGGGGCAGGGAAGCGCGUGCGAGCCAGGCUGCUUCGCAGUGCUGCCCCAUGGUGCUGCCCCACAGUGCUGCCCGGGGUCUGGGCGGGUGCGAGGGGUGCCCGCAGGCUGCCGCCCUCCCCCUGACCAAAGACCUCUCUAUGCAUUUCCCCUUCCUUCCCUGCCUUCCCAGGGGGCAAGAACAAAGCCUCCCAUGGGGAGAUGCAGCCGGUUUGGUGAUGUGUGGUCAAUGCUAGUGCCAUGGCAUUGCUCUGAAUGGGGGGAUCCUGUUCUUUUCUGCUAAUUUGGGGUGCCUGGAAGGUGCCAAGCGUGGUUUUUUGCCCAGCCCUCAUCUGCAGGAGCACAUAAGCGAGGGAUGCCCAGUGGCAGGCAGCUUCGCUCGCCGCUUUUUUUGCUUUUUGUUUGUUUUUUUUUGAACUUUCUUUUGGAAUAUUUCCGCGUUUAGCACAUUUUACUUGAAAUUACCUCGGUUUUUUGUGACCUCAUGAGCUUUUAUUGAUUUUGGGGGGACGGGGGGCGGUGUGGCCGGGAAGGCACGAGCCACAUGCUCGGCGCUGGCGGUGGAGGGGUGGUGUGGUGGCAGCAUCCCUGCCGGCCUCCCGUUGUGCAUUAUCCUUACCAAAACUGGUAUUUGUUGCCUGGCCCCACGGGGCCGGGGGCGUCGGUUCUGAAGCUACCUCUUGUGUUUGUUUAUGUUGUGUUUCUCCUUCGCGGUUGUGGAAGCAGGCUCCGUGGUUUCCAUCCUGUGCGGUGCUUGCGGCCACGGCUGCUUUUUGUCAUUUUGCUGUGUUUGGGUAAAAAAGGGGGGAAAAGAGUAGGGGGGUGCGGGACGGUGUCUGGAUGGGGUUUGGAGGGAUGCUGAUGGCCCCUCUUGGUUUGGGAUGCCUGUCCCACCAGAGCCCAUCCCACCAGAGCCCAUCCCACCUCUCCUCCUGCCCAGCAGGGAUGCGGUUGCAGGAGCAGCAUCCUCCCUCGCGCCCUGGUCCGGCUUUGCACGCACGUGUGCCUCUGCGUGCAGGACCUUUGCUGCUCCGCGUGGGGUGGAGGCCGCUGUUGUACAAUCCGGGAUGUGACGGUGGAGAACGGCUUGUUUAAUUGUUGUGCCUAAGAAAAAAAAAAAAGAAAAAGUAUUAAAAAAAAGCAAAACAAAACAAAACAAAACAAACAAAACCAGUUCUUUCACAUGGAAAGUUGCUGCAAUUUCUGGCACGUGUGCAGUAGCUCCCUGUGGUGCACCAGCACUGCUGGCCAUGGGUGCCAUGGUGCCAUGGAGCACACGGCCGAGCUCAUGUGGCUUUUUUUUGCUUUAACCUCCCCUCCCAUCCCCUUUCCUCCUCUUAGUGCUGCAGCCUCCCAGCUGUGCCAGCGUUGGGAUUGAAGUUGGAGCGGUGCCAUGGGCACCUGUCCCCACACCUGUUUGCCAUGGCGCAGCUGGCCGUGGCACAGCCCACGCCACCCCUCCAUAUAUAUAAAAGUAUAUAUAUGUGUAUCGUAGCAGUGAGGACCAAGCGCCCCGCAGGGCCCCGCAGCCCCGGGCUCCCUCUCCCCUGGCUUGUCGUCAGUGUCGUGAGCGCCCGCCUGCCUGUCCCAUUGCUCUGUGUUGCCGCUCGUGGUUCGGGUCCGUCGCUGUCCUCGUUCCGUCUACCUCAGCACCUCUCUGAGCCCGGGCGCAGAAGGUGCCCAAGUUCCCCUUUGAUUUUCUCAGAGUAUCUAUCGGCUCCUAUUUUUUGUACAACUUCCUCCUUCUCCCCUUGCCGUUCACUCCCUUGCGGUUCUGCUUGCGAGUCCUCUCUGUCCUCUAGCCACAGAUGCCGUUAGCUAAAAGUUUCCUGAAAAAUAAAGAAAAAAAACAAAAACAGUUGUGGUGUCUCCUAGUUGCAGCUCUCUGCAUCUGCCUUCGUCCUGUGUAGAUUCAGAUGCAUUUCUUUGUAAGACUUCAGUGUUUCUGACAGAGGAAAAAAAAAAAGACAAAAAAAAAAAAAGAAGAAGAAUAUACUGCUGCAGUUUUUUUUCUCUCCAUGUGUCACUAAGUGAAGUUCGUGCCUUCUAUAGCAAAGAGAAUAUUUUUUACAUCCUACUAAUGGUAGAUUUUUUUGUAGUGAACAUUUUUUGUAUUUUUAUUUAUAAGUCUCAUAAGGAAAAUAGCAAUGUUCAGUUGUAUACCUUGAAUCUGCAGUUAGAAAAAAAAACAAACAACCAAUAAAGGUAAUUCCGUUGUCUCG
Molecule: messenger RNA, 4992 nt
Organism: Falco peregrinus (peregrine falcon)
Lineage: Eukaryota; Metazoa; Chordata; Aves; Falconiformes; Falconidae
Gene: ZBTB16
Product: zinc finger and BTB domain containing 16
Cellular component (GO): nucleus
Molecular function (GO): protein binding
Source: RefSeq, a predicted model, not a curated record